AUGAGGAGCCAGAUGAGAGGCCCGGUGAAGGGCCAGGUGAGGCCAGAAGAAAGGUCCAGGUUCCUGUAUGGGAAGAACGUGGACGGCACCGCCUUCGUCAUCUUCGGGGUCCAGGAUGGCGACCAGAGGAUCUCACUGCCCCAGUCCCUCCAGCGCGUUGUGAUCGAGGACGGCACCGGGGAGGCCACCCUGAGCCGCCAGGUGCUGCUGGAUGGUGUGCAGCCCUCCCGCGCCGACGCCCUGGUGGGGAAGUCCUUGUACGUGUCUGUCACUGUCAUCCUGCACUCAGGCAGCGACAUGGUGGAGGCCGAGCACAGUGGGAUACAGAUCGUGACCUCCCCCUACCAGAUCCACUUCACCAAGACGCCCAAGUACUUCAAACCAGCCAUGCCCUUCGACCUCAUGGUGUACGUGACAAACCCUGAUGGCUCUCCAGCCCGCCGUGUGCCCGUGGUGGCCCAGGACAGUGAUGUGCAGUCUCUGACGCAAGACGAUGGCGUGGCCAAGCUGACCAUCAACACGCCCAACAACCGGCAGCCACUGACUAUCACAGUGCGCACCAGCAAGCAGGGCAUCCCCCAGGCGCGGCAGGCCGUCAAGACCAUGCAGGCCCAACCCUACAGCACGCUGUUCAACUCCAACAACUACCUGCACCUCUCUGUGUCUCGCAUGGAGCUCAAGCCAGGCGAGACCCUCAACGUCAACUUCCACCUGCGAGUGGACCCUGGCCAGGAUGCCAAGAUCCGCUACUACACCUACCUGAUCCUGAACAAGGGCAAGCUGUUGAAGGCAGGUCGCCAGGCCCGAGAGCCCGGCCAGGACCUGGUGGUGCUGCCCCUGACCAUCACUGCGGAUUUCAUCCCUUCCUUCCGCCUGGUGGCCUAUUACACGCUGAUGGGUGCCAGCGGCAAGAGGGAGGUGGUGGCGGACUCUGUGUGGGUGGACGUCAAGGACUCGUGCGUGGGCACGCUGGUGGUCAAAGGUGGUGGGAAGGACGACCGGCAUCCUUUACCUGGGCAGCAGAUGACCCUCAAGAUAGAGGGUGACCGUGGGGCCCGAGUGGGGCUGGUGGCUGUGGACAAGGGCGUGUUUGUGCUCAACAAGAAGAACAAGCUGACUCAGAGUAAGAUCUGGGACGUGGUGGAGAAGGCAGACAUUGGCUGCACCCCGGGCAGUGGGCAGGACUAUGCUAGAGUCUUCAUGGAUGCAGGGCUGGCCUUCAAGACCAACAAAGACCUGCAGACAGCCCAGAGGACAGAAUUGGAGUGCUCCAAACCUGCUGCCCGCCGGCGUCGCUCCGUGCAGCUCAUGGAAAAGAGGAUGGACAAAGCGGGUCAGUACAAGACCAAGGAGCUGCGCAGGUGCUGCGAGGACGGGAUGCGGGAGAACCCCAUGGGCUUCCCCUGCCAGCGCAGGGCCCGCUUCAUCUCCCUGGGCGCCUCCUGCGUGCAGGCCUUCCUGGACUGCUGCAGCUACAUCACCCAGCUGCGGCAGCAGCACCGCCGCCGCGAGGGCCUCCUGGGCCUGGCCAGGAGUGACAUGGAUGAGGACAUAAUUCCAGAAGAAGACAUCAUUUCCAGAAGCCAGUUUCCAGAGAGCUGGUUGUGGUCCAUAGAAGAGUUAAAAGAACCAGAGAAAAACGGAAUCUCCACGAAGGUCCUGAACAUCUUUCUGAAAGACACCAUCACCACUUGGGAGAUCCUGGCUGUGAGCCUGUCGGACAAGAAAGGGAUCUGCGUGGCAGACCCCUACGAGGUGACGGUGAUGCAAGACUUCUUUAUCGACCUGCGGUUGCCCUACUCUGUGGUGCGCAAUGAGCAGGUGGAGAUCCGAGCUGUCCUCUUCAACUACCGCGAGAAGGAGAGUCUCAAGGUGAGGGUGGAACUGAUCCACAACCCAGCGUUCUGCAGCCUGGCCACCGCCAAGAAGCGCUACUACCAGACUAUAAUGAUCCCGCCCAAGUCCUCGGUGCCAGUGCCCUAUGUCAUCGUGCCCUUGACCAUAGGGCUGCAGGAGGUGGAGGUCAAGGCUGCUGUGUACAACCACUUCAUCAGCGACGGUGUCAAGAAGACCCUGAAGGUCGUGCCCGAAGGAAUUAGAGUCAACAAAACCGUGGCCAUUCGCACACUGGACCCAGAACACCUUGGGCAAGCUGGCGUGCAGAGAGAGGAGGUGCCAGCCGCAGACCUCAGUGACCAAGUCCCAGACACUGAUUCGGAGACCAGGAUCCUCCUGCAAGGGACCCCAGUGGCCGAGAUGGCAGAGGACGCCGUGGACGCGGAGCGGCUGAAGCACCUCAUCGUGACCCCCUCUGGCUGCGGGGAACAGAACAUGAUCGGCAUGACGCCCACGGUCAUCGCCGUGCACUACCUGGACCAGACGGAACAGUGGGAGAAAUUCGGCCUAGAGAAGCGGCAGAAUGCCCUGGAGCUCAUUAAGAAGGGGUACACCCAGCAGUUGGCCUACAGACAGCCCAGCUCCGCCUAUGCCGCCUUCACAAACCGGGCGCCCAGCACCUGGCUGACAGCUUACGUGGUGAAGGUCUUCUCUCUGGCUGUCAACCUCAUUGCCAUCGACUCCCAGGUCCUCUGUGGAGCUGUUAAAUGGCUGAUCUUGGAGAAGCAGAAGCCGGAUGGACUCUUCCAGGAGGAUGGGCCCGUGAUAGCACAACAAAUGACAGGUGGCUACCAGAACAGCGUGGAAGGGGAUGUGGCCCUCACAGCCUUUGUUCUCAUCGCCCUGCAGGAGGCUAAGGACAUUUGCGAGGAGCAGGUCAAGCUCCUGGGAGACAGCAUCUCCAAGGCAGGAGACUUCCUGGAAUCCAGAUACCUGAACCUGCAGAGGCCCUACACCGUGGCCAUUGCUGGCUAUGCCCUGGCCCAGAUGGGCAGGCUGAAGGGCCCCCUCUUUGAAAAAUUCCUAAACACAUCCACAGAUAAGAACCGCUGGGAGGAGCCAGACAAGCAUCUCUACAACGUGGAGGCCACGUCCUAUGCCCUGUUGGCCCUGCUCCUGCUGAGGGACUUCGACAACGUGCCCCCCGUGGUGCGCUGGCUCAAUGAGCAGAGAUACUAUGGAGGCGGCUAUGGCUCCACCCAGGCCACCUUCAUGGUGUUCCAAGCCUUGGCGCAAUAUCAGACAGAUGUACCUGACCACAAGGACUUGAACAUGGAGGUGGCCCUCCACCUGCCCAGCCGCAGCUCCCAGAUCAAGCAUCGCCUCCUCUGGGAAUCCGGUAGCCUCCUGCGAUCAGAGGAGACCAAGCAAAACGAGGGUUUCAGUUUAACAGCUAAGGGCAAAGGCCAAGGCACACUGUCGGUGGUGACAGUGUACCAUGCCAAAGUCAAAGGCAAGGUCAAAUGCAAGAAUUUUGACCUCAGGGUCACCAUAAAGCCAGCCCCUGAAACAGCCAAAAAGCCCCAGGAUGCCAAGAGCAGCAUGGUCCUUGCCAUCUGUACCAGGUACCUGGGAAAAGAGGAUGCCACGAUGUCCAUCCUGGAUAUAGCCAUGAUGACGGGCUUCGGUCCUGACACAAAUGACCUCGAGCUGCUGAGCACCGGAGUGGACAGAUACAUCUCCAAGUACGAGCUGAGCAAAGCCUUCUCCAACAAGAACACCCUCCUCAUCUACCUGGACAAGAUCUCACACAGCGAGGAAGAAUGUCUGUCCUUCAAAAUUCACCAGUACUUCAAUGUGGGGCUCAUCCAGCCGGGCUCUGUCAAGGUCUACUCCUAUUACAACCUGGAGGAGACGUGCACCCAGUUCUACCACCCAGACAAGGAGGACGGAAUGCUGAGCAAGCUGUGCCACAAGGACCUGUGCCGCUGUGCUGAGGAGAACUGCUUCAUGCAGCAGGAGGAGGAGGUCACGCUGAAUGACCGGCUGGACAAGGCCUGUGAGCCUGGGGUGGACUAUGUGUACAAGACCCGGCUGGUCAGGUCGGAGCUGUCGGAGGACUUCGACGAGUACGUCAUGGUCGUGGAGCAGACCAUCAAGUCAGGCUCCGAUGAGGUGCAGGCUGGGCAGGAGCGCAGGUUCAUCAGCCAUGUCAAGUGCAGAGAGGCGCUGAAGCUGCAGGACGGCAAGCACUACCUCGUGUGGGGUCUCUCCUCUGACCUCUGGGGAGAAAAACCCAACAUCCGUUACAUCAUUGGCAAGGACACCUGGGUGGAGAUUUGGCCAGAGGCAGAAGAAUGCCAGGACGAGGAGAACCAGAAACAGUGCCAGGACCUGGGCGCCUUCGCCGAGAGCAUGGUGGUCUUUGGCUGCCCCAACUGACCACCCCGCAACCCUCCAAUAAAGCUUCGUUUGUACUCCA
Molecule: messenger RNA, 4318 nt
Organism: Marmota flaviventris (yellow-bellied marmot)
Lineage: Eukaryota; Metazoa; Chordata; Mammalia; Rodentia; Sciuridae
Source: RefSeq, a predicted model, not a curated record